Messenger RNA from Triticum aestivum (bread wheat), 2362 nucleotides. Its product is annotated as serine/threonine-protein phosphatase 7 long form homolog. Gene Ontology annotation, biological process: meristem development; meristem maintenance. The transcript is spliced from 7 exons. Lineage: Eukaryota; Viridiplantae; Streptophyta; Magnoliopsida; Poales; Poaceae. The coding region runs from base 35 to 1435 and encodes 466 amino acids. The record is from RefSeq and is a predicted model, not a curated record.
UUUGCAAUGCCUGGACUAUGUUUUGAUUGCAGAUAUGUCUUUGUAUCCGUUGCUUAAUGGUACGAUUGAUAGAGGUCACCGGGCUGCACUUAUGCAAGGGGGCAAGAACUUAGACGUUUUGGUCACUCGCACCCCGAAGACUAACUGGAUGACACACCCUUCAUGGGUUGAUAGGUUAAGUUGGGCUGGACUUCUACCCUUGGCACAGCUGGUUGAGGGUACGUUGGAAGAGUGGGUUGACCAUCCGAACUUGGAUGAGGCAGGUGAACCAAUGCAGUUGAAAAAGAGGCAAGUGAAACGAUUCUCUUACGACAGGUCACUCCUUACUUGCUUAGUAGAUAGAUGGAGACCAGAGACACACACCUUUCACUUUCCCUGGGGAGAGAUGGCGCCUACUUUACAGGAUGUCUCCUACUUGUUGGGAUUACCUUUGGCCGGUGAUGCCAUAGGUCCUUUAGAGGCAGAACCUGGCUGGCUUGCAAAUAUGCAGGCCCGUUUUCUAGCUGCGGUGCCAACUGCUACGGGCUUAAACGAUGAUCCUCACGGGCCACGUUUUAGGUGGUUGAGCCAGUUUCAGAUUGUCUCAUUAGGAUACCCCGCAGUAGAUUUGUCAGACGCACAGAUUGAUCGAUCCCUAGAGGCAUAUAUUCUAUGGUUGUUCGGCAAGACGAUGUUCACGGAGAACCAUGUGACCACUGUUGAUGCACGAUUCAUCGGUAUUGCACGAGAGAUAGCUGACACACGUUGCCCUGCGGAUAUUGUCCAGAGGAGUUUUGGUUCUGCCGUGUUAGCAGCUACGUAUAGAGGCUUGUGCAAAGGUUGCUUAUUGAAGUCUAGAAAGUCAGGUCUGGUUGGAUGUCCACUAUUGUUGCAGCUCUGGUCUUACGAGAGAUUCCCUAUUGGACGACCCUAUGUCUCCAUUGACACACCGUUUGGGUUGGAGGACAUGGCAGGGGCUUACGUGCCUGCUAUCGGCGACUUGCCUACUAUGGGAUCUGUUUGGGCACGGAGAGAGAGACAGUUUGCACAUACCCAGGUGAAGGGCUGCUACCCGUCCUUCACGGUGCAGUUUGAUAGUUUGCACGAGGAUCAAGUUAUCUGGGAGCCCUACUCGUAUCAGACUAUAACAUCCAGGUAUCUAGUUGGGAUCUCUGCCUUAUGCACUAGAGAUCGGCACUACUGGAUGACCAAGGCAAAGUUGGUGUUCGACGUGACGGUUGAGGAGAUGGCUCUUCAUAGGGUGAUGAGACAGUUUGGUCUAUGUCAAGAGCCUGCAAUUCCAGAUAUUCCACGGAUACCAGACCACGUUCACAAGUACAGUCGCGUAGGAGGAAACAAGUCCAUGGUUGUUUGGCUUCAGAGCAUUAGCCCUUACGUUCAAGAAUGGACUAUGGCACCGACAAAUAUCUGGAAUGAGGUUGGGCCCUUUGACUGAGACAAGUUUGGGUUGUAUUUACAAACUUACCGACAUACAACGAGGAUCUACUUGGUUCCAUCAGCUGCUCCUGAUCAGAUUGAAGCCCCUCUGACCAGCGAUAUGUACCCAACUACCUCUGUUGUGGGAAUGAGACACCACGCGAGUGACUUGACAGUCCAGGCGCGAGAGGAGGUUUCCGCUUUAAUGCGGCAGGUUGAGAGGGGGGAUACUAUCCCACAGCCAGAGCACCUCUCAUGGUUGAGGCAUAUGGAUGAGAAGUUAAGAGGGAUUUACGCAUCACUUACAUGUAGGCGAUCUACGGAUGUUGUCAUUCCUCGUCCCGCACAUCGGCCCCCACGUCCCUAUGUCCAUCGUUUAGAACCACGACACUCUGUGCAGCAUUCAGAACCACGACACUCUGUGCAGCAACCACGCCUCUCUGUGCAUCAACCAUCUCCUUCACAACCAGGGAGCUCUUCCUGGAAUCAGCCAUCGCCUUCUCAACUAGGCACCUCUUCCUGGUCUCAUCAAAUGGAACUAGGCAACCAGUCGCGACAGUUCAUGCAUUCAGUGCAAUCACCGAUACUUAGGUGCUGGAUGUGGAUUAGAGGGCUAUGGCGAUGACGAUGACCAAGCUGAAAACAUUUAUGACUUCUCGCAUACGGUGUUUCACACUCCACCACCACCACCGUCGCAGGAGACACAGACAGUGACAGACGAGGUUAUCUAUGGUCGUGGUUUUCGUGAGCAUCGUCCAUCGCCUCAGCGCUUAUCGCGUUCCGGUCCUCGCCCGAGGAAGACCCAGAUUCGUCGUCGACCCCCGCAGUGAUAUGAUUAUCUAUGUAUGAGUCAUUAUCUAUGUUAGUUUCAGACUAUUCGCAUACGUGAGUCAGUAUUUAUGUAUGAGACAUGCUUCAUGUAUGUGUUACUAUUGCACUUGCUUCU